UGGUUAGGAGUACUUACUGUUCCUGUGGAGGACCCUGGCUUAGUUCCCAGAACUCACACAGGAAAGCUUACAAAUGAAUGGACCUCUAGCUCCACGGGACCUGGCAUGCUUCUGGACUCUGCCGCACAUGCGCACAUUUACACACAUGUAAUGUAAGAUAGACUGUAGGUUCAGAAGCCUUACGAAAAGGAAGGAGCCCAGAGAGUUGCAGUGGGGAGCACAGCAUCGAAGAGAAGGCCAGAAGUUGGCAAAUAACUUACUGAGUUUCCAAAGUUUGGUUGAAAUGGAAGAUGGAAAAAUUGUCAGCUAAAACUGGUGGUGCUGAGGUGGUUAGCUGGGGCGGAAAGCUGGCGCUCUGGUUUUGUGGGAGGCUGGAGCUUGGCAGAUCUGUCCCUCCCAUUCCUCUUCCUCAGCUUCCGAAGGCCCCGGUAGGGGCAGGCAGGGAGCAGUCCCUGCCUAGUAGACAGGACCCACUUCUGUUGCAGACGUCCAUGCUGCAGAGCCUGCUGGGGUACCUGGCUAUGGACAGUCAGCGGCGGCCACUCCUCAUACAGGUGCUGAAGGAGCUCUUGGAGACAUGGGGCAACAGCAGUGCUGUCCGCCACGCGCCCCUGGAGCAGCAGGGCUACAUCAGCAAGGCCAUCCUCAUCUGCCUGGCACACCUGGGGGAGCCGGAGCUGCAGGACAUCCGGGAUGAACUGCUGGCCAGCAUGAUGGCGGGUGUGAAGUGUCGCCUGGACAGCAGCCUGCCCCCUGUGCGUCGCUUGGGCAUGAUUGUGGCCGAGGUCAUCAGCUCCAGGAUCCACCCCGAGGGGCCUCCCCUGAAAUUCCAAUAUGAAGAUGAUGAGAUGAGCCGUGAGAUGCUGGCCCUGGCCACCCCCUGGUCUGCGGAUGCCUGCUCCUCGGAGGACCUAGGAGGCCCUUCCCUGGCUCCGGUUGCUGCGGAGACUCCCGUUGAGACACCAGAAAAGACAGUGGGCAGUGACGCACCCCCAGCUCAGCCGCAGGGCUCGGACUCAGAGCUGGACAGCGAUGAUGAGUUCAUCCCCUAUGAUAUGUCAGGGGACAAAGAGCUGAAGAACAGCAAGGAACCCCUGUAUAUCCGGGACUGCAUGGAAGCCUUGACCACAUCUGAGGACAUGGAGCGAUGGGAGGCAGGCCUAAAGGUGCUUGAGGGCAUGGUUUAUAGGAGCCCUGAGGCCACUCGGGAGGUGAGUGUGGAGCUGGCCAAGGUGCUACUGCACCUGGAAGAGAAGACCUGCAUGGCAGACUUUGAACAACUGCGUCAGAGGGCUCUGGUGGCUGUGACAGUCACAGACCCGGAGCAGGUAGCCAAGUAUCUGACCUCACAGUUCUAUGGCCUGAACUAUAGCCUCCGGCAGCGCAUGGACAUCCUGGAUGUCCUUGUUCUGGCUGCUCAGGCACUGUCUCGGCCACGGAGCCUUCAUAGGCUUCCCCAGCAUGGUCCCCCUGGUUCUGGCAGCUUGUGUUCACCAGCUGUUUCUCAGCUUGGCAGUGCUGUGGCCCCUGACUGGCAGGUGGUCGUGGAGGAGCGGAUCAAAAGCAAGACCCGGAGGUUCUCCAAGGGCUGUCCUUCUCGGAGGGAGCUGUCAGGUGCCCCCAAUGAAUUUAACUCUGUGGCUGGUUUCUUCUUCUUCCCACUCCUUCAGCACUUUGACAGGCCUCUGGUGACCUUCGACCUUUUAGGAGAUGAUCAGUUGGUACUUGGAAGACUGGCCCACACCUUAGCGUCCCUGAUGUACCUGGCUGUUAACACCACAGUGGCUGUGCCUAUGGGUAAGGCCCUGCUUGAGUUUGUGUGGGCCCUUCGCUUCCAUGUUGACACUUAUGUUCGCCGGGGCUUGCUGUCUGCUGUCUCCUCGGUCCUCCUCAGUGUACCCACAGAGCGGCUAUUGGGGGACCUGCCAGAUGAGCUGCUAGAAGCCAGAUCCUGGUUGGCAGAUGUGGCUGAGAAGGAUGUGGAUGAGGACUGCAGGGAGCUGGCAGUGAGGGCGCUGCUGCUUCUGGAGCGACUCAAAGAUAAGCUCCUGUCCAUUUCCUCUCCAUAGCCCUGAGGACUCUCCACAGGGGCCCAAAUGGACCCUCGGCUGUCCCCACCAUAAGAAGGGAAGAACUCUGAGGAGCGGGUCCACACCUGAGCUUUACGUGGCAAUCAGGUCUGGAGCGGCCGGUUGGUCCCAGUGUGCAUAAAGUAAGCUCCUACCA
Onychomys torridus (southern grasshopper mouse) is the source of this 2226-nucleotide messenger RNA. It is a transcript of the gene Telo2, whose product is annotated as telomere maintenance 2. The transcript is spliced from 15 exons. The record is from RefSeq and is a predicted model, not a curated record. Gene Ontology annotation, molecular function: Hsp90 protein binding; telomeric repeat DNA binding. NCBI's taxonomy places the organism in Eukaryota, Metazoa, Chordata, Mammalia, Rodentia, Cricetidae. Gene Ontology annotation, cellular component: cytosol. The coding region runs from base 291 to 2069 and encodes 592 amino acids. Gene Ontology annotation, biological process: telomere maintenance via telomerase; protein stabilization.